AGACAAAUCGAAUUUUGCCUCAUCAACUCAAACUCAUCAGCAUUUUUCAUUGAAGAUGUUUUCCAUUCGUCAACGUAUUCACUCUCAAGUCCGUUCAACUUACAAUCGAUCUUUCUCCAGUCUAUCAGUCAUAAGGUCAAAUCCUCCAUUCUUGCGACCAUCGCCACCUUCCCUACCUCCAAAGGAACAAGCAGAAUUCGAAAGACUGUUAAAGCAACAACAAGCCCCAUUCUCAUCACCUACUCAAGAUACUGCUACUGAGCUACACCCUGAUCUACGAGCUAAACCACCACCUGAAUUCGAAGGCGAUGUCAACCCACAAACCGGUGAAGUGGGCGGUCCUAAACGAGAUCCUUUAAAAUGGGAACGUGAAUGGGCUUAUGGUGGUCGAGCUACCGAUUUCUAAGACGAGGCUAUUCACAACUGUUGUUCACAGUUAACAUGUCCAUCAUCCAUGUAUCAACAUAACUUCAUCUCUUCUCAUCACUGCUCGUCUCAUUUGAAUUUGUACCACAGAACAUAUCUUUCUCUCAUCUCGUUUUGUCUCUGUCACGAUGUGUCAAUCCAUCGGAUUCAGCUCAUGUUCGGAUGGAAUACAACCAUAUUUGUCAGGUC
Messenger RNA from Melampsora larici-populina 98AG31, 615 nucleotides. RefSeq lists its product as uncharacterized. Gene Ontology annotation, biological process: mitochondrial respiratory chain complex II assembly. Lineage: Eukaryota; Fungi; Basidiomycota; Pucciniomycetes; Pucciniales; Melampsoraceae. Gene Ontology annotation, cellular component: mitochondrion. The transcript is spliced from 2 exons. The record is from RefSeq and is a predicted model, not a curated record. Bases 56 to 406 code for a protein of 116 amino acids.